Molecule: messenger RNA, 2376 nt
Organism: Penicillium verrucosum
Lineage: Eukaryota; Fungi; Ascomycota; Eurotiomycetes; Eurotiales; Aspergillaceae
Exons: 3
Coding region: 1-2376 (791 amino acids)
Source: RefSeq, a predicted model, not a curated record
AUGAAGCUAUCUCGGGGCCCAUCUGCACCAAUUAAUCCAGACACAGGAACCUUCGGAGUCGAAGAUUGUUCGAUUGAAGCUCACAAAACCAAGACCCCCAAAUCCAAACCCGAAGAAGUGGACUGGGAUGAAGAUCUUCGUCCUACACCCAAUGAGACAGUUGAGAAUAAAGGGACCAAUGGAGGAACCAAUGUUGCCGAUACAGACCCGAACCGACCGAAGACAGUUGACAGAAAGAAAGGAAGCAAGCGAGCAAUCCCACCAAAGCCCCAAACAACCUCGGCUAAACGCAGGAAAUCAAACACGAGGAAGAGCACUACUACCAAAGAGGACAGCAGCAAAGGGCCACAAUUGCCAUUGAUAACGCUUGCUACAGGCGUUAUGCCUCCUCCAGGCCCUCUGGGUAAUAGCGGACCUUCCGACAUGGGUCCUUUGGACGGGAAAAGCAAAGAUUAUGCCACGAAGCACAAUGGACAGGUGCCCGAAGCUCCACACCAACCUUUGUCACCGAAAUAUGGCCACAACAAGCAUGGAAAUAACAGCAAGGGGAGUGUGAUCGUUGAGAUAAGAAGCUGCACAUCGGUGACAACUGAUUCGUCUUCGGAUUUCGAAGAUCAUGGCAAAGGGCCGUCUGGUACUUCGAAAGUUAGCAUCCUAGAGCAUCGGGCACAGUCCAACAGAGAAACAAAUAAAGGCAAACUUGUUCAUGUGAUGCCCGAGCUAUCCUCAAGUUCCGACAUUGACAAAGGACAGUCUCGCACGACUACUUCAAAGGUCACCAUCCUGGAGUCAAGGGCACGUCCAAACGGAUCAAGCAGCAAAACCAAGGCGGUUCAUGAAAAGAGUCAAUCCAAACACCAUGGCAGGGCAGAGAGUGUUGGCAACAAGUUGAUGCUUGCGCUCCAUCGAGCAGAGCCUUCUCAGAACGAACCAGUCAAUGAUCCAACAGCACCUCUCAUAAUCUCAUCUGAUCCAGUGCAACCAGAGGAAUCCCCCCCUAAGCAGCUGUCCGAUAAAAUGCCGACUGAAACAGCGUUGGCACUCCCAGCGAUUGAAAGCGUAUCGGACGGAACAAUUCCGUUUGGAAUGCACCAAAACCAAACCGAGCCUAAGACAGUCAAUCCAGCAUUGAUUGCCAAAACUCUUCCGCCCAAAGAAGACCAGAUGCAGCAGGCAGAUGACGCAGACUUCUGGAGGCUGCUGGGAGAUGACAGGUUGCCAACUACAGCGAGCUCUUCAGAAUUUGAAUCCGGCAGAGGCCUGAUGGGGGCAGGCCCUUCAAUCCUUGAUUACCACAUGGAAAUGGAACAUAUCCCCGGAUUUGCAACCUUGCAACCCAUGAGAUCCGAACCAACCACGUCUUCAUAUGUCACAAACAUCUGCGAAAGCCAGGCAAACAGCUCCUCGGAGCUGUCAAAUGUAGGAAAAUUCGAUGAUCCCACAGCAGGAUGGAAUGAGGGACAUGGGUCCAGCCCUACCCCGGAGUCUCAAAAGCCUCUUCUUACCAAUGAAUCCCUAAUGGGACUGAACUCUGUGUCUCCCGAGGCCCUAAAAUCAGUCCCAAAGACCAGCAUUGUCGACAGCAACGGUAGUCCUCGACUCAUGCCUCAGUCAGUCAAGAGCAUGUUUGUGCCCCAGCUCGACCUAGAUGUCGAAAAGGGACACGAGGAGACAACCAGUGUCACCGACACUAGCCUAAGUGAAUACGAUCGAGAUUCCUCAUGCAGUCUUUCCACCGAGAGUAAAUAUGAAGGGGCCAUGUGGACCAAGUUCCAGAGAGACAUGUUCCUGGAAUAUGGGAUCCAACUGGAGAAACUGGAGAGAUCUUACCCAUGGCCACCGCCAAAAGAGCACCACCCAUCGUUUUCUCAGGAGGAUACUGCCGAUCGGGCCAAAUUCGAGAAAGCAUCGACGAUUGGACGAAGUUCUUCACAGAGAACGCUCGACGAGAGAGCAUUAGGCGAUGCUCCUUCAAAGAAUCAUGGGUACCUCGAUCAAUCAUUCCGAACAGAUAUAUCAGCCUCAACACAGCGAGCUGCUAAGUCGCACCAAGCAUCUACGGUGGACAGUGAUGAUAUGGAAUGGAUAUCAACCUUGCAAGUGGCGCAGAAGGACGCACAUCACCUGCUUCAACAAACCAAUUCGAAUUUGUCGACUCAGCUGGCGGCGGAAAAGGCCACCAUCAGUCGAGUCCUGGAGAUCUAUCGAGAGGGGUGUAGUCGGAUCCUUGACGACCUGUUCCAGGCGCAAGAAGCACGAAUGCAGCUAUACCGGCAGCAAAUGCAAUCCGUUAAGGAACAACAUGCAGAUAUAUGUCAAGACCUGGUUCGUGGACUGCAGGAGCUUGAUCGUCGAGUGCAACAAGGGCCAAUCUAA